AUGAGCCAACAACAGGCUCAUCAGCAGCCCGGGCAGGGCGACCCCGUGGUCGAGGCCCUGCGCGGGGAGGUGGCAAACCUUAGCGGUUUGCUGGAGAGCCAAGCGCAGCAGCUGCAGGCUACGAUUGGCGAGCUAGGGCCUAGCUGCGCCACGGCGGCACCCGCCCCUGCACCCGCGCAGGCGAGCGGUGGAGGGCACUUGCUCAAGAGCAUGCGGCUCCCGACCUCCCUUAAGGGGCGAGACGACUGGGAGCGCUUUGCCUUCCAAGCAGAGUCCUACCUGGCGGUCGUAGACACCAUGUAUCCAGCAGAGCUCGAGGUGGCUCGAAAGUGCAAGGUGCCACUCCAAAUGGCAGCCAUGACCGAGGAAGUGCGGACCCUUAGUGUCCGCCUCUUCGGCAUGCUGGGCAGCUGGACCCAGGACUCCGCCACAGCUGUGAAGCUGGCGCGCGGAGUGAAGGGCCAGAAUGGGUUUGAGCUCUGGCAAAACGAGUCCAAGAACCUCACCUGGAGGCGGACCCUGCUGAUGCCGAAAUUCCCUCCAAAGGAGAGCGACUUCUCCUUGGCUCUGCAGGAAUGGGAGGCAAAUGUGGACCGCUACGCCUCCGAGUAUGGCGCAGGGCGCGCCCUAGCAGACGAGGAUCUGCGGGCAGUGCUGGUGACCGAGAGCCCCAACGCUCUUCGGCAACACCUCGCUAUGCACGCGGCGAGUCUUUCGACUUAUGCCGAUGUGAGGGAAGUAGUGGUGAGCUACUUGCAAGCCAAAAGGGUCUGGACCCCGAGUGCGGGCUACGCCGCCUCUUCUCGAAGGGACCCUCACGCCAUGGACAUUGGCAGAAUAGGGGACCGAGACGGAAAAGAAGGGAAGGGCAAAGGCGACAAAGGCAAGAAAGGGGACAAAGACCACAAAAAGGGCAAGGGCGACCACGACAACAAAGGCAAGAAGGGGGACAAAAAGGGAAACCAGCAAGGAGGCAGAGACGGCAAAGAGAGAUGCCCAAUCUGCUGGAAAACAGGGCACACCGUAAAAGAGUGCUGGUUUAACGCCAAAGGAAAAGGCAAAGGCAACAAGGGCCAGGUGGCCCAGGUGGCCGACGACGCGGCCACGACGUUGUCAACAGCCUCCUUGGCGACUGCGGGCCCCUCCGCGUCCCAAGCCGAAGCACCGGCGGCUCUGGCGGCAAAGGACACCGAGCCAGAGGAGGACAAGAUCCUCAAGGUGUCGGGGAGUCUUCUCGUGGACUCCGGGGCGUGUGUGUCUGUGUGCAGGCCCGAGGCGUUUCCCGACCUGCAGCCCGCAGGCCCACCAAAGAGCCUUUACUCGGUGGACAACAAUCGCCUAAAGACAAAGGGCCGUGCUCAGCCGAGCCUCCUCUUAGGGGAGGAGCGUCAGUCCUGUAAGGUCAACUUCGAGGUGACCGAGGACAUAGAGGACGAAAUCCUCAGUAUCAGCCGUGCUGUUGAGGCCGGUGCGGGCAUUUGGCUCCACCGAGAGGACAGCCACAUUUUGUGGCCCGACGGCGUCCGAGCCUCGAUCCUCAAGAGAGGGUCACAGUUCCUCCUACCCUACGAGCGGGAGCUCCCGCCGGGGUCAACAAACCGGGUGGCACCGGUGGCGGCAGAGCCACCGAGCCCAGGCCGAGACCUGGGACACUACGACUACAUCCCGGAGCACGACCUCGAAGCUCGAGAGGUGGAGGACGCGGCGAUGGAAGCAGCAGCCGACGAAGAGGCCGAAGCUGCUGAAGAGGAGGAGGCUGCGGGUAACCCCGCCCCUCUCGAGGAGCAGGCCGAGCAGCCUGACUCAAGGCCACGCGGCCUCAGGGCACCGCGCAACCCCACGGCGCAGGAACGCGCCGAGCACGAGCUCACUCACACGCCUUACCAGGCGUGGUGCGAGAAGUGCGUGGAGGGAAAGGCGCGCGAGGACCCACACCGCCGCCGUGAGCCCUCAGAUGAUCCGGUGACGCCGCUUGUCACCAUGGAUUAUCAUUUCUACAGCCGGGACGGGAAAGAAGUUGAGGAAGAAGCGUCGCUUGCCACGGUGCUGAACCUCACAGACAGGGCCACUGGCUGGACUCUGUCCGUUCCCGUGGCGCACAAAGGGCACAGACACGCGGCUUACGCCGCAGGGCUUGUGGAACAGUUUGUGGAUCGGCUGGGGUACGACAAGUUUACCCUACAGGCCGACCAGGAGAAUGCCAUAGCCUCUGUGGCCCGUGCGGUCCACCGCCGGCUUGGAGCUGCUAGGGUGCGUCUUCGGGACGCCCCUCGCGGGUCACACCAAAGCCAAGGAUCCGUGGAGAGAAGGAACGCACACCUGGCAGGUGAGGUUCGCACUUGGCUUUCGCAGCUAAGAGCGGACUACCCCGCCUUAGAGUGGGACACCCCGUCAAACCUGUUCCCGUGGCUGGUCAGGCACGUGGCCUGGCUGCAAGCCCGGUUCGGGACUAAGUCAACAGACGGGGUGACACCAUAUCGGGCAGCCACUGGCACCGACUAUGGUGGAGCACUUUGCUCCUUUGGAGAAACCGUUCUAGCGAAGCUCCCAAGGCCCGGGAACAAAGCGCAAGUGCGCUGGGUCAAAGGGGUCUGGGCCGGCAAGCUGGAGCGCGACGACUCCCACGUGGUGCUAACCGAAGCCGGCGCACUCAACGUGAGGAGCGUCAGGCGACUCCCGCCGGAGACCCGGCACCAAACGGCAGUCGUCCUCAAAGCGUGCGGCCUGCCUUGGAACCCCAGAUUUGGCCGCACAGCGCCAGCAGAGCGCAGCGAGCCGAUCAUGGUGCCAAUCCCUCUGGCCACGCCGGCCCAGGAAGUGGAGCGGCUAGAACCGCCCGGUGAGCCCUGGCUCUUCAACGACGAGCCUCGGCCCGACGACGAGGCCCUCCUGGUCGAAGGGGCCGAGCAGGCCAGCAGGCUCCCGGACGCUAGCCCCACAGAGGAGCUAGCUAACGCAGACAUACCGGACUACGACCGCGAAGGGGGGCAGAAACGCGACUCUGCGGGUUCCUCCGCGAGCGCAGCGGCAGCACAGCAGCCGCCUGCAGCAAAGAGCCGCACGGAGCCCAAGAAGGCACCGCGGCUAGGGGCGCUCACUGAGCGCGAGGUGUGGCAGCACAUCGCUGCCUUAGCCGACCCGCCGCUCACCAACCAACAGGGCGAGCGGGACGCGUGGGUCGGGCAGGUGACAGACCUGCUAGACCGCAUGCUUGACUCUAAGCAGGUCGAGCAAGCACGCAAACAGCAGCUGAGAAAGCUGUGGGACCGAGGCGCUUUCACGCCUGUGCUGCGGUCUGAAGUACCGCGCGGGGCGCAGCUGUUCAGCGCAAAGUGGGUUGACAAGUGCGACAAGGGAAGGUACAAGUCAAGGUGUACCUGUGCCGACGUCAAGGCCCGCUACAGCCCCGAACAGGAAGCUGGCUUGGACGUUUUCGUCCCAACACCGACGCCCGAGAGUCAUUCCUUGUUGGAGGUAGCAGCGCUACACAACGAGGGGUGGGUCACAAGGUCUUUGGAUAUUGUGGCCGCCUUCCUCAUAGGGAAGGACCGCGGUGCGGCGGAGGGCCGCCCGGUCUACAUGCACGCGCCUGUCGAGUGGCGCGAGCUCUUCGACCAAUGGGUCUUGGAGCAGCCAGCAAAAGACCAGCAGUGGUACCGAGACCACUUCCGGGACUUUGUGUUCCGAGUGGACGGAAACCUCUACGGCCGAAGAACGGCUGGGUCCGUAGGCGUGAAGGACCCGUGCGUGUUCCUAGACCGCCGGUCCGGCCCCAAGGCCGCAGUGCUCAAGUUCACCGAUCUGGGCCUUCCGGCGCACUGUGAGAUAACGGUGGGGGAACUGGAGGAGCCGGGCACAGCGGUGGAGGUCCUGGGCAGGACCAAGGUGCGCACUGAGGACUCUAUCCUCACGCUGCCCGACAGCAAGCACGCAGAGAAUGUGUGCGAGCAGCUGGGCAUCGGUCCAAAAGACAAGGGGACCGUGCCUAGCAGACCUCUAGACGUGACCAAGGUCGAGGAGCUCUCUGCGGGUGACGCCGCGAAGUUCCGCAGCGCCGUGGGUAGUGCUAUCUACCUGUCGGCAGACAGGCGAGACAUACAGUUCGCCGUGAAAGAGCUGGUCUACUCAGACUCCGACUGGGCGGGGUGCCUAGAAACGAGAAGGAGCACAGACAACAUAGUUGCCUGUCUCGGUGGAGCAGUCAUCCAGACAAGCUGCCAGACACAGCCCGGCCUCCCCGCAACCUCCAGCGGAGACGCGGAGAUCCGGGGAGUGUCGCGAGCAGCAAGGGAGGCCGUCUUCCUACGAGAGCUUGCGGAGAAAGACUUCGCCCUGGCCUGCGGUGUGCCGCGGCUAUGGGCAGAUUCCGCAGCUUCGAUCGGAGCCGCCAAGCGCAUAGGACCAGGGUCUAAGUUGAGACACCUGGAAGUUGCAGAAUUCUAUGUACAAGGUGCGCUCAGAGCCAAACUUCUCGAAUUGAGAAAAGUUAAGGGAACCGAAAAUCCGGCAAACUUCGCUACCAAGCACGCGAAGACUGGACCGGAGGUGCGGCAAUCCCUGCCCUCCAUGGGCAUGGUGGACCUCGAUGCGGUCGCAGGCGCCACCGAGGCUCUGGCCCAAAAGGGCACGAUCAAGUCGAUCCAGGCAAGCACCUGGAAGAUGAGACCGCCGACCAAGCUCACGAGCUCGGCCCUCAUGGCCACAAUCGUGGCGCUGCAGGAGCCGGAGCCCGAGGAUGAGAUCGAGCACCACGCUGAGCGUGCCGAAGAGCCGCGCAAGAACAAGGAGGUGGGCACCAGCCCAGGGGGGCUCAAGAGCCAGAACUUGGAGCCGGUUCGCAGGGCCGCGGAGCUCCUCAAGCGUGUGGGAUCGGGCGGCACGCGCAGUGUCAGGCUCAGGAGCUCGCACAGCUGCCUCAGCAGCAGCGAGAAGGCAUGGCCACUCACCGCGACGGAAAAGCUCACAGCGGCGCUCGAGCUCGGCUGUGGGGAUGCGAGCCUCAGCUGGGGCGCGGCAGUGCGCAGCGUGCUGUGUACUUGCACCGGCAGGCUCUCCAGCGUUAGGACGCGCUUGCGAAGCGUGGCCGCGAGAUCUAUGGCAUCAAGCGUUUGCAAGCCGGCUUGGAAGGCCGCCUUAGCGCAGAGCACCCGUCGCUGGGAUGCUGUGAGGGAUUCGGGCGCGGGCUGUUCUGCUGCCUGCGGUGGGCCAGCGUCCUCCGCAUCGGGCAAGGGGUGCGAAGGUGCAGCGCCCUCGCCCACGGCCCCGGCCUCCGCGCCGUCCACGUCCUCGGGCUCGGCGCUCUCCCUCAACGACUCGCGCUGCCGCAAACCUGACGAAAUCGUCGCCCUGCUCGCCGUCACCAUAAUCGACCGAUGGCGGCGGAGAGCCACGAUGGGAGUUCUCGCCAUGGCAGACUGGCGGGGCAGCCGGUACUUCCAGUGGCGGAGGCUGCGCAUCACUCCGCUGGCGCACCGCUGCAGGCGCAGCAGCGUCAGCAGAGGUUCCGAUGUCGACUUGUGGGGGCAGGCCAGGCACGUCGAAGGGCUGGGCACAAAGCGUCUCGAUGAGUCGUGCAAGGGCCUGCGGGCCCACUAG
Molecule: messenger RNA, 5595 nt
Organism: Symbiodinium sp. CCMP2592
Lineage: Eukaryota; Dinophyceae; Suessiales; Symbiodiniaceae
Source: the annotation of a GenBank genome assembly